Messenger RNA from Aspergillus clavatus NRRL 1, 1017 nucleotides. Its product is annotated as 5'-methylthioadenosine/S-adenosylhomocysteine nucleosidase family protein. The record is from RefSeq and is a predicted model, not a curated record. The transcript has a single exon. Lineage: Eukaryota; Fungi; Ascomycota; Eurotiomycetes; Eurotiales; Aspergillaceae. The coding region runs from base 1 to 1017 and encodes 338 amino acids. Gene Ontology annotation, biological process: nucleoside metabolic process. Gene Ontology annotation, molecular function: catalytic activity.
AUGAAGCGGUCCUAUUCUCCCAUUGGAAAUGAAGAGUACACAAUCGGGUGGGUUUCCGCGCUCCCCAAGGAGAUGGCCGCGGCUACAUACAUGCUCGAUGAGUACCAUGACGAACCCCAAUGGCGAAGCCCGGGAGAUUGUGCGGCAUACAACCUCGGCCGUAUGGGCGCACACAAUGUGGUCAUUGUAUGUCUCCGGAAAGGCAUCUACGGUCCCUCGUCGGCCAAGCAGGCUGCUGGACAUAUGGCUCGAACGUUCCGCAAUCUGCGGUAUAUCCUGAUGGUCGGCAUAGGCGGUGGAACACCUAGUGACGAUAACGAUAUUCGGCUUGGAGAUGUGGUCGUGAGCGUCCCGAGCUACGGGCAUGGUGGAGUUAUGCACUACGAUCUGGAACCGGAGCUGAGAGUGCGUGCAUUCGACCACCAGCCCCCAGAGGUUCUGCUUGAUGCGGUGUGUGCCCUCGGCCUGCGCGCAGAAGAGCAUAGGCCCCAGAUCCUCCAGCAUGUCGAGGACAUGGUGACUAAAUAUCCCAGGCUUCGACGGCAUGGGUUCGCAUAUGACUCCACGAGAAUUGACCGGCUGCACGAUACCGAAGAUCGCCACAUCAAACGACCAAAUCGGCAAGACGAGGGCCCUGUCGUCCAUUACGGGCUUGUGGCGUCUGGUUCGCAGCUGGUCAAGGACGCAGCUAUUAGAGGGCAACUCGCAAAACGCGGUAUCAAGUGCGUUGAGAUGGAAGCGGCGGGCCUGGUCGAUGACUAUCCCUGUCUUGUUAUCCGCGGAAUUUGCGACUAUGCGGAUAAAUACAAGAACGAUGACUGGCAAGAGUAUGCCGCAGCAACGGCAGCUGGAUAUGCCAAGGAGCUGCUCAGGGUUAAUUCAUUACUAGCAGAGGAGGACUCGCAACUAAUGGAGCUGAGUACUGUGGCCAGCGAGGAGAUAUUGCGCGACGCAGUAUAUAUCUGUGUCUCCUUCAGCAUCUUGAUUACCUCGCUUAUUUAUAUGCGGAAGACUUGA